AUGUGUCAAAACAAUCGGAAAGAACUCUUCGUUUGCCGGAACGAAACAAAGCGUACAAUAUUCGCGGCGGUGAUAAAGUGCAUUUUGCUUUCCUUUUUCCAAACAACGGGCAGCAUAAAGCAGAAGAGCUUGUUCGUUGGUUGUUUCGUGAUCAUCCGUUUUUUUUUUAUCAGCAUGUACACUCGAAGUAAUCAAUAAAGUGCUACGUGGUCCCGUAGCAGUCCGGCACGUUUGAGGUUAGCUUGAGGAGGCGACAGGAAGAGCGGAAGACUAGAGAAUACGUGGGCAUCCACGGCAUAGGCGUGCGCGGCUAUUUACUUACGGCUUUUCGUAUGGUGUCGUUGCCGUUCACGAUGCGUAAGGUUUCCCUGGCCCCCUCGUUCGGGCCAAUCGUAGCCGUCGCGGGCGUCCUGUGCCUGUCCGGGAUCGCAUUCGUCCAGUGCGAACCGAAAAGCCAUCCCAUCACUACGCAGCUAUCGGCGAAAUGGGGUAUCACUCCGGUGCAGCUAGAAAUUGCCGAAUUCAUCGACGAGGAAAGUGCCAACUCGUUCUGGGAUUACGUGGAUCUGUUGAACAAAGUGCCGGCCGGUUUGUACCACUUGGAAACGGAAGAAAAACGCUACCAAAAGUCAAUCGAGCUAGCAUCCGAUAUUCUCGGCGAUGGACAAAUCGGGCUGCUAAAGUUGGCACUCUCGCUGCACAGCUUCUCGCCCAAGGUGCAGGCCCAUCUGCAGGUGGCCAAUGAGGUGCUGGCAAAGGGUGACUGCGAGACAACGAUAUUUGCCAGCGUAAACGGAAAGGUCGCGUGUGAGGUGAACGAUCUGGUGAGCAUUUUGCGGGCGGGAGCAAAGGAUGCGCCCGCCGUCGAAACGUUUGCCAUCGAUCACAUCUACCCCGGGUCGGAAAACAAUUCCCUCACCGUGGUACUGUACGGUGAGGUCGGUACGAGAGAGUUUAAGGAAUUUCACGACGCCAUUAAACCGGAAACGGAACGCGGUACGGUGCGGUACGUGUUGCGACAUUACGUGCGCAAGGUGUCUUCGCGUAAGGUACGCCUCUCCGGGUACGGUGUUGAGCUGCACCUUAAGUCGACCGAGUACAAGAGUCAAGAUGAUUCGCCCCGGGCACAGGAUGCAUCGACCAGCGCGGACGGAGGCUCGGAUGCUACCGACGAGCUCGAGGUGGAGGUGGAAGGAUUCGAUUUUACCCAGCUUAAGAAACGGUUUCCCCAUCUCAGCCAUCCGUUAGAUCGGUUCCGGAAUGCUUUGCUGGAGAAGCACGAAGAAAUUGCCCCGCUGAAGGCUUGGGAGUUUCAGGAGCUUGGCCUGCAGGCGGCUCAGCGAAUCGCCGAAAUGCAGGGCGAUGAAGCGCUGCAAAUGCUUCAGUUCAUUGCCCAGAACUUCCCCACGCAAGCCAAAUCGCUGCUCACGCAAACGGUGCCGGAAGACUUUAAGAAGGAGAUGCGGCACAACAUCGAAGUGUUUGGACGCAACCUCAACCUUCAGCCGCCCGAUUCGGCCCUCUUCCUGAACGGGCUGUUUUUCGACGCCGAAACGAUCGACACGGUAACGCUGCUCGAUACGCUGCGGUCCGAGAUGCGCGUGCUGGAGGGAUUGAACCGCAUCAACAUUCGUGGCGGAAGCGCUACGCCACUGCUCGGGUUGGAUCUCUCGUCCAGCUCGAAGGAGUUUGCGAUCGACAUCCGUGAUUCGGCCAUUACGUGGAUCAACGAUCUGGAAAACGAUGCACAGUAUCGGCGGUGGCCGGGCAGCCUGAAGGAUUUGCUUCGCCCAACCUUCCCCGGCAUGCUGCGCAACAUUCGCAAGAAUCUGUUCAACCUGGUGCUGAUCGUCGAUCCGGUGGAGGGCGACAGUGCCGGCAGGGAUAUUGUGAAGCUGGCGGAAAGCUUCGUCGUCCACAUGGCACCGGUUCGCAUCGGGCUGGUGUUUAAGACGGGCGAGGGCGAGGACUAUCGGGCACUGGCGUGUGGAUUUAACUAUGUGCAGCAAAAGAAAUCGUCCACCGAAGCGCUCGGCUUUCUGACCGACCUGUACGCGGCCACCGCCGACCAGCAAGUUAUCCGGUACGCGGACGUGCGUCAGGUGCUGAAGAAAAAGUUCAACCGCCUAAAGCUGGAAGAGGUGGAUGAAAUUUUGGGUGAAGAUUCCGACUUCGAUUAUGGCCGUCAGUUGGCGCAGGAGUUUAUCGAUCGACUUGGGCUGAAAACGGUACCGCAGGCACUGCUGAACGGUGUCCUGCUGCCCCAAACGGCACUCACGAGCGAUGAGUUUGAGGAAACGAUUCUGACGGAAAUCAUGCAGCAAACGCCAACCCUGCAGAAGGCCGUCUAUAUGGGUGAUCUGCACGAGGGCGAACCAGUCAUUGAUUAUCUGAUGAAGCAACCGCACGUGAUGCCUCGGCUGAAUCAGCGCAUCCUUGCCCAGGACGAGCCACAGUUUAUCGACAUGUCAGGCCGAGCGCAUCCGGACCUGGAGGAUAUCACUGCCCUCGGGCAACUAUCCAACCCGGAUCUUACGGCAACGUUGAUGAAAAAUCUGAAAUAUUUCGGUGGCAAGUCCACAUUCCAAAAGUUCCUCGGGUACCGGGUACAUUUCCUUACCGUGUGGGUUGUUGGCGAUUUGCGGCAAGCGGCCUCGAGAAAGCAGCUGAAGAAUGCACUCAAAUUUAUGAAAUCAUCGUCCGGCACCCGGGUCGCCUUUAUCCCGAACGUGGACGGAAACGAUGCGGCUCGUUCGGAGUUGAAGCGGGAUCUAAAUGCGUUAGUGUGGGCCACCAUUAACACGCUGGAAGCGGACGAAUCGUACGAGCUAGUGAUGAAGCUGCUUGAAGCGUUCGAAGCCGAUCCAGCCACCGUUGCCUCUUCCGUGCCGGAUUCGGUCCUAGGCUUCCUACCCGCCACCCAGAUGCAUCUGAAGAUGCUGCGCGUGUACUGUCAGCGUGUGCUGAAGCUGCGGGCAUCCGCCAGCACCGUGCUGGCCAACGGACGGCAGCUCGGUGUGUUCGAUGCGGCAGAGUUCUUCGACACGGAAGACUACGGUUUGCUGGAAAGCUUUAACGCCCUACAGUACACGGACAAAAUACGGUCCGCCAUGAGGCAAGCGGCCCAGUCCGAUGCGGACGAUACGCCAGCCAUCACGAGCGACACCAUCAUGAAGCUGGUUUCGAUACUAGUGCCACGGCAACAGUCCAAAUCGCGGUACACAAUCCCGUCGGAGGUGCAGGACAGCCGAACGGUGGUGAAGCUCGCACCGAAGCGUACCGAUCAACCGUACUUCGAGGUGGUGGCCGUGCUCGAUCCAGCGUCCCGCGGUGCUCAGAAGCUUUCGUCGCUGCUGCUGCUGCUGCGUGAUGUGGUUAACUGUCAGAUGAAGAUUUUCUUCUGUGCCAUCGAUAAGCACAGCGACAUGCCGGUUAAAACAUUCUAUCGCUUUGUCGUUGAGCCGGAACUGCACUUCACCAAGGAUGGUCGACUAUCGGCUGGACCGUCGGCGAAAUUCGUGGGACUACCCGCCAAUCCGCUACUCACACAAAGCCUAAAUGUGCCUGAAAACUGGCUGGUAGAAGUCGUUCGCUCCGUGUACGAUCUGGACAACAUAAAGCUGUCGGAAAUUAACGGCCCAGUCCACUCGGAGUACGAGCUCGAGUACCUGCUGCUGGAGGGUCACUGUUUCGACAGCACGACCGGUUCACCGCCCCGAGGGCUACAGAUCACACUCGGCACCGAAGAUCGGCCGAUCAUUGUCGAUACGAUCGUUAUGGCCAAUCUGGGUUACUUCCAGCUGAAAGCGAACCCCGGCGCCUGGAUUCUGAAGCUACGGCAUGGAAAGAGCGCGGAACUGUACGACAUCACCAGCGCCGACGGACCGAACACGGUACAUACGGCGGAAAGUACGCGCGUAAUCAUUAGCUCGCUGCGCUCGCACGUACUGAAGCUGCGGGUGACGAAAAAGCCGGGCAUGGCCGGUGUCGAUCUGCUGGGCGACGAAAAGGAUGGCGCUGGGGGCGGCGGUGGCAUCUGGGACUCGAUCAGCUCGAUCGUGGGUACCGGCGGUGGCGAUAGCGGCGGUACGGCUGGCGGGGCGGGCGAAGCAGACGUGCUGAACAUUUUCUCCGUCGCUUCGGGCCAUUUGUACGAGCGGCUGUUGCGCAUCAUGAUGCUGUCGCUGCUGAAGCACACCAAAACGCCGGUCAAGUUCUGGUUCCUGAAGAACUACCUGUCACCGCAGUUUAUCGACUUUCUGCCGCAUAUGGCCGGGGAGUACGGGUUCCAGUACGAGCUCGUGCAGUACAAAUGGCCCCGCUGGUUGCAUCAGCAGACGGAGAAGCAGCGCAUCAUCUGGGGCUACAAGAUUCUGUUCCUGGACGUGCUGUUCCCGCUCGACGUGAAGAAGAUCAUCUUCGUGGACGCGGAUCAGAUUGUGCGGGCGGACAUGAAGGAGCUGAACGAUUUCGAGCUCGGCGGUGCACCGUACGGGUACACGCCGUUCUGCGAUUCGCGCCAGGAGAUGGAGGGCUUCCGGUUCUGGAAGCAGGGCUACUGGAAGAACCAUCUGCAGGGCCGCAAGUACCACAUUUCCGCGCUGUACGUGGUGGACUUGAAGCGGUUCCGCAAAAUUGCUGCCGGCGAUCGGAUCCGCGGCCAGUACCAGGCGCUCAGCCAGGAUCCGAACAGUCUGUCCAACCUGGAUCAGGAUCUGCCGAACAAUAUGAUCCACCAGGUGGCGAUCAAAUCGCUGCCGCAGGAGUGGCUGUGGUGCGAAACGUGGUGCAGCAGCGACACGCUGCCGUACGCCAAAACGAUCGACCUGUGCAACAAUCCGCUCACGAAGGAGGCGAAGCUAACCGCAGCCCAGCGCAUCGUGCCGGAGUGGAAGGAUUACGAUGCGGAAAUUAAACGACUGCAGGCGAAGGUCGACGACAGUGAGCAUGAGGAGGCAGCACUGGGGCGUGAUGCCGUCCCGAGCAAUGUACAUUCCACCGAAGAAUCUAAUGCGGGAAGGCAACACACCGAGCUGUGAUGUGUGGAUGGACCCCGCCGAUCGUGUGUCAUUCCGUCGAUCGUGUCAACAGAAAAGGGGAAAAAGCAUCCGCAUCCGGAGAUUGUGAGCGUGUGUGUGUGUGUGUGCGCGAGAGAGAGAGACAGCUAAUCUAGGCAAAUGUUUUACGGAAUAAAUGAAGGCGAACAAAUACUGCUGA
This is a messenger RNA of Anopheles stephensi (Asian malaria mosquito), 5217 nucleotides long. It is a transcript of the gene Uggt, whose product is annotated as UDP-glucose:glycoprotein glucosyltransferase. The transcript is spliced from 6 exons. Lineage: Eukaryota; Metazoa; Arthropoda; Insecta; Diptera; Culicidae. The coding region runs from base 333 to 5039 and encodes 1568 amino acids. Gene Ontology annotation, molecular function: UDP-glucose:glycoprotein glucosyltransferase activity. The record is from RefSeq and is a predicted model, not a curated record. Gene Ontology annotation, cellular component: endoplasmic reticulum.